This is a messenger RNA of Fonsecaea erecta, 1167 nucleotides long. RefSeq lists its product as hypothetical. The record is from RefSeq and is a predicted model, not a curated record. Gene Ontology annotation, molecular function: epoxide hydrolase activity. The transcript has 3 exons. The coding region runs from base 1 to 1167 and encodes 388 amino acids. Gene Ontology annotation, biological process: epoxide metabolic process. Lineage: Eukaryota; Fungi; Ascomycota; Eurotiomycetes; Chaetothyriales; Herpotrichiellaceae.
AUGAGGAUAUCGCCUUUCGAAAUCGACGUAUCCGAUGCCGAAGUUGAGCGUCUAAAAAGGAAGUUGCAAGACACGAGAAUCCCCAACGACCCCAUUGUUCCUGGAGCCGGUAGCGACUAUGGCCCUCCUCUUGAAUGGUUUCACCGUCUCUACAACAAGUGGCGUGAUGAUUUCGACUGGUUGUCCGUGCAAGAACAUCUCAACCGACAUGACCACUUUCUCGCUGACAUUGAUGAUGAGAGUUUCCAGUUAAAAGUACACUUUACGCAUACCAAGUCUGCAAGAGCCGAUGCCAUUCCUCUUAUUAUGGUUCACGGCUGGCCGGGCUCGUUCCACGAAUUUGACCGUGUAGUCGACGCCUUUGCCAACCCCAAGGACUCUUCGGAACCAGCAUUUCAUGUCGUGGUGCCAAGUCUCCCUGGGUUCUGCUGGUCUGCUCCGCCCCCUCGACGGGGUUGGACCUUACAAGACACAGCACGCAUCUUUGACAAACUGAUGGGCCAGCUUGGUUAUACGCAUUACGUCGUGCAGGCGGGGGACUGGGGAACGUUUGUGGCGCGCGAAAUGGGGGCCAAGUUCAAGGCGUGCAAAGCUGUCCACCUGAACUUCUGUCCGGUCGAACUGGAUGACAGCGUCACAGACCCUACACCGCGCGAGAUGAAGAUCAGGGCACGGUAUCAUGACUGGUUGGACAACCACCUCGGAUACGCCGUUUGCAUGCGGACCCGUCCACAAACCAUCGGUGUGGCUCUGAAUGAUAACCCGGUUGGAAUCCUCGCGUGGGUCGGCGAGAAAUAUAUUGAAGCGGUGGCACCUGCAAAGGUCGAGACCCCAGAUCCGGCGUGGGACCAGGCCAUUCUCACCACCUGCUCUCUGUACUAUUUCACCGGCUGCAUCAUGUCUUCGACCCUACCGUAUUUCGAAGGAGUCAAGCACGCGGAUUUUGGCAGUUUUUUCCUGAAGCCAGAGAACUACAUUGGGGUUCCUAUGGGCUUCACCAGCUUUCUCUAUGACACACGGCCUGCCACGGAAAGAAGCGUGAAGAAGACGGGCCGGCUCGUGUUCUACAAUGAGUGCGACGAUGGUGGCCAUUUUGCUGCACUGGAAAGGCCGGACAUUAUUCUCGCUGACUGCCGCCGGUUCUUCGGCGAGUGGUACAGGGCUUGA